Messenger RNA from Dermacentor silvarum, 2175 nucleotides. Its product is annotated as neprilysin-3. The transcript is spliced from 5 exons. NCBI's taxonomy places the organism in Eukaryota, Metazoa, Arthropoda, Arachnida, Ixodida, Ixodidae. Gene Ontology annotation, biological process: protein processing. Gene Ontology annotation, molecular function: metalloendopeptidase activity. The record is from RefSeq and is a predicted model, not a curated record. Gene Ontology annotation, cellular component: plasma membrane. The coding region runs from base 1 to 2175 and encodes 724 amino acids.
AUGGCGAGCAGGGCGACAGGGGCACUAGGCGACGAAAGCAGAACGACACGCAAGAAGAAGCAUCACAAGCAGCAGCAGCACCCCAUGAUGAAGAGCAACAAGAGGGCCGCGGACAAGCAUGCAAAGCAGCGUGAGAAGCGCCAGGACGAAGCUGCUGCGGAAUCUUCUAAAACACCAGAGGCACAGCAAUCAAGCGAGAGGCCACCGCUGACUGACCAAAAGGUGCAGCCAUCGACAGCACCUGCGGCUCCAUCGAAGACAACGUUGGUGCCCAUCAUUGCAGUCUUGGCGUUUGGCUGUUUCCUGAUACUUACCAGCGUGACGUUGCUCACUAGGUGGUUGACUGCUCCUAAGGUGGGCACGUGCACUACGCCCGGAUGCAUAGAACACGCAAGAGCGCUCAGAAACGCCAUGAACUCCUCGGUCCAGCCAUGCUCCGACUUCUACAGUUUCUCGUGCGGCUCGUGGAAGCCCGUCGGCAGCCAGCGUUCCAUAAUCGAGCAGAUUUUUGCCCGCUCGUUCCACAUCGCGGUCCAGGAACUGGAGAGGAACGCCAAGGACUCCGAUGUUCCGAUUGCGUCCCUGUACUUCCAAAGCUGUGUGGCCGUACGAUCCGACACUUCACUGAAGGAGGAGAUCCGCAAAUUCGCGCAGUUCAAGGGAGAUCUCGGCCUCUUAUGGCCCGAGGAAUGGCCCGUGAACAGCAGUGUGUCCAUGCCCCCGCUCAAGGUGUUGAUUAAUCUGACCGUUAACUGGAACAUCAACUUGGUCUUCAACAUACGGGCCAUGCCAGGGUACAAGGGCCGGCCCAGGGCACUCUUCAUCCAGCGAGGACGGGUGAAUCCCGAAUGGUCGAUUGAGGCGGCCGAAAAAAUGGACCGGUCGAUCAAAGAACACUGCGAGUACUUAGACGCUCCUGCGCCUACGUCGGAGCAGUUGAAGGAGAUAAGGGAUGCCUACCAAGCUGUGGUCAACGCAACCAUGAGCUUUAUACCAGACCCUAGGGAUGAGAAGAUGAUGGCGUUGAGGGAUAUUGACCAACGUACGAAGUCAAAGAAAGACAAGUGGCAGCUAUAUGUGAACGAUAUGUUCCUUCCAGAAUUCAACUGGCAACCCAACGACGUCGUGUUGGUCCAGCACUCGGACAUAAUUGACAACGUCGACCACCUGCUGGAAAGUAUGGAGGACGAGUCGCUCCUGUUGGGGAUCGCGUGGGUGUUUGUCCGCAUGAACCUCUGGACGAUCGUCGGAAAUCCACGUCUGCUUUUCAACGGCACCGAUAUCGAGCUCACGAAGCAAGUGCGCGGCUACUUGGCGUCCAUCUUCGCAAAUGUCAAAUCCCAGUACCAAAAAGGUUUCGCCGCCGCGACGUGGAUCGAAGACUCGGUCAAGGCAAAGCUGAGAGCUAAGAUGUCGGAAAGCUUAGACCUCGACUCUCUACCCGGCAGCCAGUUCUUUUCCAACUUCACAAUAGGGCAGUUGUACAAGGAUUUCCCGAAAACAAGUGGCUCGUUUUUCGACAAUUUCAUCAACAUAGCCAAGACAUUUCGUAAGAAGCUAAUCUCGGACGACUUCGUCAGUACCUUCUCCAAAAGUCUGGGGGACGGUUACGUGGCAACUUCCUACAGCUACUACUACAACAAGGUCUACUUUGCUGUCGGGGCGCUCGAGCCGCCGCUCUUCCAUGCCGAAGGCUCAUUUGGCAUCACGUACGGCUCGCUAGGCACGUUGCUGGCCAGUUCCAUAGCUCGAGCGUUCGACGACCAUGGCAUCAUGUAUGAGAAAGGAGCGGAAUCCCUUUGGUGGAGUUCGGGCCGUGACGCCUACGACGAGCGCUUCAAGUGCGACCUCAAAGCCGGCGCGGCUCGUUCCGGCCGCGACGCUACUCACGCCAGCGCACUGUGGUUGCCCGUGCUGGGCUUGAGGGCCUCGUACGACGCGUUCCGCGAGGCCGUGAAGGCCGAGCGCCUAGUGCACGUCUUCCAUCUCGAGGGCCUCGAGCAGUACAGUGACGACCAAGUGUUCUUCAUGACUUACUGCCUCAUGACCUGCGCCGCGGGCAGCAACGGCGACGAGUGUAACGUGCCCGUUCGCCAGUCGCGUAAAUUCGCCAAUGCCUUCAAGUGCGCUGAGGCCACGCCUAUGAACCCAAAGGAAAAGUGCCCUUUCUUUUAA